CAAACAGAUUGAACGGCAUCUACGGCGAAAGCCUCGUCCGGUACAGAUCUCAGAACAGCAUUUGCCGUCACAUCUCCAUAAGCCAGUGUUAUGUCGAAAUAAACAAACAGUUUUCAAGUCAGCGCAUUGUCAGGACACUUAAUAUGUUAAACAGAGGCUAAGUCUAGGCGUAACAUUUUGAAAAGUCGUGUCCAGUAGACAUGCACUGUAGUCGAAAUGAGUUAUAGCAGUUUUAGGUAACACAUCACUGUUUCUAAAGUGGAAUAUAAAACUACUUUAAAAGUUUGUUCUCGAAGGAACCACUGGAGUACAUUGAGACCGUCAAGAAACCAUUCAGCCCGACUUUCGAUGCAAAAGCUUCAUGGCAUAAACCUGCUCUCACAUUCAGCUGGUAUCUAGGGAAAGCUCCCGAGAAGCCCACUAUUCUGACACCCUGCUGCCACUUUCCACAGCUUGUGGCGAACCAGGAAACAGCCAUAAGUAGCCAUGCCCGCCCUGGCCACCGGAGCCAGCCACGAGCCAGGUCUGUAUGAGCUGCUGGCAGCUCUGCCCUCUCAGCUGCAGCCACAUGUCAGCCAUCCAGAGGAUAACACGUUCCUCCAGGACAUGUUUGGAGCAAAGAGCCUCCGCUCCCUGGUCAAGAUCCAUGAACGACUGCAGCACUAUGAAGAGAGCAAACCCAUCCCCAUCCUGGACAGUGCUGUGGCUCUGGCCUAUGGACUGUCUGAGGAGCUGAAAGAGAAAUCAGGCAAUGAAGAAAUAAAAGAGCUUGUCAAACUACUGGCCAGACCCCACGUGAAGGGCAUUCUGUUGGUCCAUGAUGCAGUUGCCCAGAAGAGUUAUGACCCUGAACUACCUCCGCUGCCUGAAGAUAUCAACGAGGAGGAAGAUUCAGUGAAAAUCAUACGACUGGUUAAAAACAAGGAGCCUCUAGGAGCAACAAUAAGGCGUGACGAACACACAGGAUCUAUCCUCGUGGCCCGGAUAAUGAGAGGAGGUGCUGCCGACAGAAGCGGACUGAUUCAUGUUGGGGAUGAACUGAAAGAGGUCAAUGGAAUCCCUGUUGAUGACAAGAAACCGGAGGAAAUCAUUCAUAUUCUGGCCCAGUCAGAAGGAGCCAUUACUUUUAAAGUUGUUCCUGAUGUUAAGGAGGAAGCCUCAACCAAGGAGCCAAAGGUGUUUGUGAAGGCUCUCUUUGACUAUGACCCUAACGAGGACAAAGCCAUCCCAUGUAAGGAGGCUGGACUCACCUUCAAGAAGGGCUUCAUCCUUCAGAUCAUGAGCCAAGAUGAUGCAACAUGGUGGCAGGCCAAAGUUGAGGGUGAUGCCAACCCUCGAGCUGGCCUAAUCCCAUCCAAACAGUUCCAGGAGAGGAGAUUCGCUCUGCAACAUCAUGUUGCAACUGUCCCAAUCCAGAGAACCUCUAGCAAACGAUCAUCUGGAUUUAGGAGAAGCUUCCAUCUCAGCAGGAGGGACAGGAAAACCAACAAGUCUAUGUAUGAGUCUAAGAAAAGUGAAAUGUAUGACACGGCCGACGUGCCGACAUAUGAGGAGGUCACUCUGUACCGCAGGCAGAGCGGAGCUAAACACAGGCUGGUGCUCCUAGUAGGACCUCCAGGUGUUGGCUUGAAUGAGCUUAAGAAGAAACUAUUGAUCUCCGACCCUCAACACUUCAGUGUGACCAUCCCACACACCAGUCGGGCCAAGAGGAACCAGGAGAGCGAUGGUGUGGAGUAUCACUUCAUCUCCAAACAUCUUUUUGAGACAGAUAUCCACAACAACAAGUUCAUUGAAUACGGCGAGUACAAAGGGAAUUACUAUGGGACAAGUCUAGACUCCAUACGCUCCAUCCUCUCCAAGAACAAAGUGUGCUUAUUUGAUGUCCAGCCUCAAACAAUAAAGCACCUGCGAACAGCAGAGUUUAAACCCUUUGUAGUGUUUGUGAAGCCUCCAACUACUGAGAGACUGAGGGAGACCAGAAAAAAUGCGAAACAUAUAUCAGGCAAGGAUGACAAGGGAUCUGCCAAGCCAUUCACGGAGGAGGACUUUGAGGCCAUGGUGAGCACUGCCCAGACGAUGGAGACUCAGUAUGGUCAUCUCUUUGACAAAGUCAUAGUGAACGACAGCCUGUUGGAGGCCUUCAGCGAGCUGCAGCUGGCACUAAAGAAAGUGAAGAUGGAGACACAGUGGGUUCCAGUCAGCUGGACUCACUCCUGAGACCUAUGGUUGGAUUCAGACCUUGGCUGCGGUCUGGAUGUGAAUCUCCAGGUCUCGCCGGAUUUGACAUGGUCCUCCCAGAAUAUGGGCCUUGGGCAUGGAUCUGAGUCUCAGUCUGGGUGACACAAUCCAUAACCACAAGUUGGAAGUCCAAACCAGAAGGUGGAAAGACCCUAGGCCAUCACAGCACCAGCAGUCCUGCCAGCACAUCAGCAAUCUCACCAAGCAGGAUUCCUUCUGUAGUGUGUUUAGAACAUUAGACCAUUAGAAACCAAAGGGUCUGACUUUUUUUUUUUGGAUGGACAACUUUCAUACUUAAGGGAAAAGGGUAAGAAACAUAGGUGUCGUCUGUCUUGCUGUAUUUCUGUGCUUUAAUGCUUCCACAACUGUUACUCCAAACAGGACCUUGACAGAUACCCUCUCAAGAAAGGGUGUAAAAUGUAAUUGUAUUUAAGAGAACUUAAUAUAUUUUCUAUUAUCUUCCAUUUGUUUUUAAGUCUACCUUUUAUGUACAGCUUUUUACACUGGAUGCAUCUCUUCUUUCACUGUUUUGGUUUCAUUACCCCCAGUCUAGUUUUUCCUCUACGAAGUCCACAGAGAGCUACUUGACUUGAGUUAAGUCUUGCAUAUUCCAUUUAGGAGCCAUUUGAAAAACCACCCUUCAUAACGAAGAUGCCUGACAUAAGAGCUUUGCCAGUUAAAGUCCCAGAAGAGGACACUCUUGGCUGUCUGCUAGAAGAAAAUAUUCACGGUUCUGUUUUAUUAGAGUGAAGGUUUUAUUUUUAUUCACAUGAAAAUUGCUUCAACAGGGCUGCAACUAGUUGAUCUGUAGCACAAGUCUAAUUUAUACAAAUGUUAAGUAGCCACUCCUGACUUUAUGAGCACUAGAGGUUUAUUGCUAAUUUGAGUUGCCCAUUCCCAGUUUAACUGGGAAUCUUUUUAACUUUUUCUACUUUUUUCUAAGGCUUCUAUCAUAAAGAUACUUAAUGUCUUCUUAUGAGACAUUAAGUCAAAUUGUUUAGCCAUUAAUUAUGCCUCUGCCAUUAUAAUUAACAUCUUUACAAUCUUAUAGAAAACCACAAGGUAACUAGCUUAGCAGUGCUGGAAAUGGGGAAAUAACUAGUCUACAUGAUCUUUAUAUGCAUUUAUUUUACCUUUUAUUUUACCAUUGAUUCCAUUUUGAAAAAGGGUAAUAUAAGUGUUUAUGCUGAUCUGUAGUAUCACCCUUGCCUCUUUACUAUCCUCCUAGUUUGUUUCUAUUCAUUUUAGUGUAAUUAGUAAACUUAAACAUUUAGGUUAUUUUACUUAUUCAUUUUGUCUCACCUGCCUGCCAUUUGUUUCUCUGAUCUGAAUUAACCUUGUAGUGUCCAAAAAUUAUUUUUAAUUUCCUGCUAUACUAUAAAAGGAAUGCUGUCUCUGAGGCAGGGUGUAUGAAUUUUCAUUAUUCUUGAUAUGGGCUACUUUUUAUAUUAAAGGAAAUCUAACUAAAAUUGUCCAACAUGUUGAGUUAAUUUCAUUCAUGUUUUCAUCUGGGCAAAGAGCAGUCAGCAGUGAUGGCGUCCUGGGACUUGAUCUUUGAAUGCCAUUCACAUUGAUCUUUUUUCAGUUUUGAAAAAAAGAAGAAGAAAAUAUUUCAGGAGCAUCUUUGAGCUGCCCUAUAAAAUUUGGCUCCAAGUUGCACAGUUACACCACUAUGACUAGUAAUAAGAAGAAGUAGUAAAGAAAGACCAGGUUUAAAUCAGGGUUGCGUCAGGAAGGGCAUCCGGCGUGUUGGGC
Messenger RNA from Monopterus albus (swamp eel), 3993 nucleotides. It is a transcript of the gene mpp7a, whose product is annotated as MAGUK p55 scaffold protein 7a. NCBI's taxonomy places the organism in Eukaryota, Metazoa, Chordata, Actinopteri, Synbranchiformes, Synbranchidae. The record is from RefSeq and is a predicted model, not a curated record. The transcript has 18 exons. The coding region runs from base 487 to 2217 and encodes 576 amino acids. Gene Ontology annotation, molecular function: protein binding.